AUGGGCAAAGAUCUUCUGAUCGUCAACGACUACACUUUCUACUGCCAACGUCGGUUUAGCAAUACGAACAACUGGACUUGCACUAGAAACUCAACGUGCAAAGCUCGCCUGACCACCGAUAAAUUCAAGACUAUCCUACUAAAAUGGGCUCGCAGCUAUGUGGGUAAAGAUCUCCUCAUCAUCAACGACUACACUUUUUACUGCCAACGUCGGCUUACCCGUACGAUCCACUGGAAUUGCACUAGGAACGCGACGUGCAAAGCUCGUCUGAUCACCGAUAAAGAGAAGAGUAUCAUACUUAAGUUCGUGAAGAAUCGUCGUGGCCAGAAGUUAAUAAUCGCAGCGGGAUACACUUUCUAUUGCCUCCGGCAGCAGGUGAACACUGACUACUGGUGGUGCACAUCGGGCACCAGUUGCAAAGCUCGCAUUAUCACCACCAAGACUGGAGAGUUGGUUCGCUUAUCGCUCAACCACAAUCACAAAACGCCUAAUUUCUUUGUAAGGGACGGUGUUCUUCACCAAGUGCAAUUUAUUCGCAACUCCGCUGGCAAAAUGCUCGCUUUGGUAAACGGUUACACUUACUACUGCCACAUGAGAAAUGGUAGCAAGAGCAAAAAGGUUUUCUGGCGUUGCACGAGAGGCGGGAAAUUGACGUGGGUUCAGCACAGGAAUGGCAAGGUAGCCGUCAUUGUCAACGGUUUCACUUACUAUUGCAACAAACAAGGGCACAAGACGGAUAUUUGGCGAUGCACCAACGGUUCCAACUGCAGAGCAAGGUUCACCAUGUCGAAGACCGACUGGAGGAUCAUCAGAGGCCGGCUGGAGCAUGAUCACAAGCCGCCCAACUAUGUCGUCCAAGACGUGCGUUGGGUGGUAAAGAGCAACGGUAAGAAGACCGCGCUGAUUGGCGGCUACUCAUUCUACAAGCACAAGAUGUGUGCUCGAACCGAGACAUGGAGGUGUAGUGUGGGUUCCAAGGUUUGCAAGGCCCGCUUCACUGCCAAUAAGAAAGGAAUAGUCGUCAGGUCAUAUCUGGAGCACACGCAUGUGCCGCGCUCGUUUGUGACUCACGACGGCGUCAUGCAUGUUAAGUUGUAA
Molecule: messenger RNA, 1098 nt
Organism: Chilo suppressalis (striped riceborer)
Lineage: Eukaryota; Metazoa; Arthropoda; Insecta; Lepidoptera; Crambidae
Source: the annotation of a GenBank genome assembly